AUGGAGCAUCAUUACGCAACUCAUCAUAAUCUAGUCUUUAUGGCAGUAUAUAAUAGUUCGGUCCAGUGCGUACGUUUCUGUGACCCCAGGCUGUAUGGGCGGACCCCUCUCUCCUCCUCCCCCUUCCCUCUCCCCCUGCCCUCCUCUCAUGGGGGCGGAGUCUCCUCAGAUGUCCCAGUCAGGGCCGGAGCGGUGCGCGCACUCCCGCUCCUCCGCGCACAGACGCCGCACCGCUCAUCGCAGAACCCCGGGGUGUAG
This is a messenger RNA of Knipowitschia caucasica, 258 nucleotides long. NCBI's taxonomy places the organism in Eukaryota, Metazoa, Chordata, Actinopteri, Gobiiformes, Gobiidae. The record is from the annotation of a GenBank genome assembly.